GUCACACCUAUAUAUUGUAUCCGACACAUCGUCAUCGCUCGCGAUUUCUGUCGCUAUCUAAUCUUGCAACCUCGCAACAGCGCUACUGGAGAUCCAACCCAACAUUCACACAACAAGAUUGAGGUGAUUAUUGUUCAAAUCAGGAAACAUGGCGGCACCAUCCAGCAUUGAUAUCAAAAAUUUGGACGGCAAAUGGUCCAUGAACAAAAGCCUAUCUGACCCUUUCGAUCCCGUGCUCGCUCUCCAAGGCAUCGGCUGGCUCACUCGCAAAGGCCUCGGCGCAGCAACUUUAACGCAACAUCUCCGCCAAACACCCGCCACAGGUGAAGAUGGCGCACCUACAACCGACAUCACCAUCGAGCAAUUCGUGACCGGUGGUAUCAAGGGCAAUGUCGAGAAGCGCAUUCUAGACUGGUCCAUACGCGCGCACACAGAUUGGCUGUUUGGUACUGUCCAAAGUAAGAAUCGCUACUCUAGGCUCGCCAAGAUCAAGGAAGAAAACAAUGGUCAACCUGCCGAUGCGGAAUUCCUGGCGGAAGGGUGGUUAAAGGAAACUGAGGAGGGGGAAAUAGUGGAAGGCUUUGCGGUUAAUGAGAAGCAGGGGUGGACGGCGUGGCAGAUUUGGGGGUUUGCAGAUAUUGGUGGGGAGAGGAAGUUAGCGAGGAGGUUUGUGGUUAGGAAGACGGGGACGGAUGAGUUUACUAGGGUGAGACUGGUUUAUGAUUACUUGGAAGCGUUGUAGUGAAGGAGUAUGUGCGAAAGGUCUGGGCAUCUACCCUGCUGUAGUUUCUCUAACCUUGUGUGGUCCCUUGUAACUGAGACCAUCAAUAUAAUUGAUGACGUGUCGAGUCCUU
Molecule: messenger RNA, 854 nt
Organism: Pyrenophora tritici-repentis Pt-1C-BFP
Lineage: Eukaryota; Fungi; Ascomycota; Dothideomycetes; Pleosporales; Pleosporaceae
Source: RefSeq, a predicted model, not a curated record